AUGAGAUUCAACGUCGCUGCUGCUGCCGCUGGUGCGGCGUUCCUGGUGGGUGGCGUCAACGCCGAGGACCAGAAGGUUAUCAAGGACGAAUCGGCCUCGUCCUCGUCCACCUCAGUUGCCGAAACGGCCACCAAGUCUACUCCCGAGCUCCCGACCUUCACUCCCACUACCCUGAAGGCUCCUUUUAUCGAGCAGUUCACCGAGGGCUGGGAGCAAAGGUGGAAGCCCUCUCACGCCAAGAAGGACACAAAGGGUUCUGAUGAGGAGUGGCGGUACGUUGGUGAGUGGGCUGUUGAGGAGCCCAUCGUCUACAAGGGCAUGGAGGGCGACAAGGGCCUGGUGGUCAAGAACGUCGCUGCUCACCACGCCAUCUCGGCCAAGUUCCCUAAGAAGAUUGACCCCAAGGGCAAGACCCUGGUUGUACAGUAUGAGGUCAAGCUGCAGAACAGUCUUGAGUGCGGUGGCGCUUACCUGAAGCUUCUGCGCGACACCAAGAAGUUGCACCAGGAGGAGUUCUCCAACACCACGCCUUACGUCAUCAUGUUCGGUCCUGACAAGUGCGGCCAUAACAACAAGGUGCACUUCAUCUUCAACCACAAGAACCCCAAGACCGGCGAGUACGAGGAGAAGCACCUUACAGCUCCUCCCACGGCCAAGAUUGUCAAGACGACUGAGCUGUACACGCUCGUCGUCCACCCCAACAACACUUUCCUCAUUCAGCAGAACGGCGAGACGGUCAAGGAGGGUAGCCUCCUGGAGGACUUCAACCCUCCGGUCAACCCGCCCAAAGAGAUUGACGACCCUAACGACAAGAAGCCUGACGACUGGGUCGACGAAGCCCGUAUUCCUGAUCCCAACGCCAAGAAGCCGGAUGAUUGGGAUGAGGAUGCGCCGUACGAGAUUGUCGAUGAGGACGCCGUCAAGCCUGAUGACUGGCUCGAGGACGAGCCGCUGACCAUCCCGGAUCCGGAGGCUAAGAAACCUGAUGACUGGGAUGAUGAGGAGGAUGGCGACUGGAUCCCGCCGACCGUUCCCAACCCCAAGUGCGCUGAGGUGUCUGGUUGUGGCCCGUGGACCAAGCCAAUGAAGAAGAACCCGGCCUACAAGGGCAAGUGGACGCCGCCAUACAUCGACAACCCGGCCUAUAAGGGUCCUUGGGCUCCUCGCAAGAUCCCCAACCCCGACUACUUCGAGGACAAGCACCCGGCCAACUUUGAGCCAAUGGGCGCUAUUGGCUUUGAGCUCUGGACCAUGCAAAACAACAUCCUCUUUGACAACAUCUACGUUGGCCACUCAAUUGAGGAUGCCCGCAAGUUCGCCGAGGAGACCUUCUUCAAGAAGCACCCGGUUGAGAAGGCGCUUGAGGAGGCCGACAAGCCCAAGAUUGACGACACACCGGCUUCCCCCGACGACCUCAAGUUCCUGGACAACCCGAAGAAGUACAUCACCGAAAAGGUCGAUCUCUUCCUCACCAUCGCCAAGCGCAACCCGAUUGAGGCCGUCAAGUUUGUCCCUGAAGUGGCUGUCGGCCUUGGUGCUCUCCUGAUCUCGAUCAUCGCUAUCAUCGCUGGUCUUGUUGGUGCGGGCUCCAAGCCGGCGGCUCCGGCCAAGAAGGUUGAGGGCAAGGAGACGGCCAAGGAGGAGGACAAGGACGGCAAGGCGACGACGACGGGCGCCGAGACCACCAAGUCGGAGGUGACCAAGCGUGCGGGCAAGAGCCAGUCGUAA
Molecule: messenger RNA, 1728 nt
Organism: Thermochaetoides thermophila DSM 1495
Lineage: Eukaryota; Fungi; Ascomycota; Sordariomycetes; Sordariales; Chaetomiaceae
Exons: 4
Coding region: 1-1728 (575 amino acids)
Biological process (GO): protein folding
Cellular component (GO): endoplasmic reticulum membrane; endoplasmic reticulum
Molecular function (GO): calcium ion binding
Source: RefSeq, a predicted model, not a curated record